Molecule: messenger RNA, 900 nt
Organism: Coccidioides posadasii C735 delta SOWgp
Lineage: Eukaryota; Fungi; Ascomycota; Eurotiomycetes; Onygenales; Onygenaceae
Source: RefSeq, a predicted model, not a curated record
GCCUGCUCGCGACACGAUGGGUCCUCCAUACCAGCUGACUCCAAUCGAGGCGAUGCUGGUAACUCCAGGCAGUUUCUGCCCGCCGUGUUCUCCAGGCAUUCAUGGCACUUUGGCUGUUUUUCGCUAUUUAAACCCAGCUUGACCCUCAGGUUUGAAUCUUCUAGCCUGUCACUCCAAACUUCGUCUUCCUUUAAUCACAUCGAAUUCCCCAAAUCUAUUUGAACUUGAGAGUCAAUCUUCCUCUAUUAAAGGCCAAUUCUUUUGUGCAAAGUGGUCUCCUCUCUCCUGUUGAAAAAAAAGGUCCCGUGUGAUGCCGUACGCUACGCACUGGGUUUGCUGUCGCUGCAAAUUCGGCCCAAUGAGUAUCGAAAACUAUCCUGCCUGCAUCAAUUGUCAACACCGCGGAGCAAAAUCACCUUGCUGCCACCACGAGUGUUUGCGAGACCACGAUAGCUACCACUACGCAGCAGAAAUGUCGUCCUACGCAGCACAACGCGAGCCAGAAUUUGACAACCCCGCGGUAAUCUCAAUACCUCAAAUGGGCCAUGACCGUCGGUACUUCCGCGCAGCGCCAACGUACCUAUAUGUCUGCUGCGGCUGCGGAGAUGGCCCAAAAGUCUACCAGCUCGAGCCUCGAUGCGUUAACUGCUCUCAUGAUGCUUGCCCCUACUGCCGCUAUGUCAAAUAAGUUUGAUAAUAGCCAUCUAGGGUAAAUCGGUUGCGAUUGUCCUUGCCUGUUUAUUUCGAGUCGUUCGCCAUGCACCCUGCGAUUCGACGAAACCUUUUCUUUUGACGAGCGUUUUUUAGCGAUGUAAUAUUGGAAUGGAUACAAUGACGGGAUUUUUGAUGCACGAGUUACGGAAAUUUUCAUAGAGGUUAUCGGCAUUCACUUGACUUGGU